CAGGAAAAAGAGAUUGUGAAGCAGUGGUUGAGAAAACCAUCAGAUCACAACCUCUCUCUUCUAUCUGUAGUGGGUCAUGGUGGCAUGGGGAAGACGACUCUGUUACAAAAUAUCUUUGCAGAUGACAUAACAAAAGAGUUUGAUCUUAAAAUUUGGGUUUGUGUUUCUCACAACUUUGAGGUUGAAAAAGUCAUCACGGAUAUGCUGAAAUAUCUUGAUGAAUGGAGUUCUCAUUUGACAAUACUUCCUCCUCUUCAAGAGAGACUUAAUUCUGUGACGCGGUCCAAGAAAUUCUUGCUUGUUUUGGAUGACAUUUGGGAGGAGAAUACAACCAAAUGGGAGAAAGUUAUCUCUCCUCUGGCUAAUGGAAAAUUGGGAAGCAAGAUAUUGGUUACAACUCGAAUAAAUGCAGCUGCAUCAAUGAUUCCAGAUAUUAUUAUAGAGAAUAAGGAGACGUUGACAUUAACGGGCUUGGAGGAAGCUCAGUGUUUGGAGCUCCUCAAGACUCACGCAUUUGCUGGCAUGGAGAAUUUUAGUAGUGAACAUAAGAAAUUAAUGAGCAUUGCUGAAGAGAUAGUUAAAAAACUUUCAGGAUCUCCAUUGGCGACAAAGGUCAUUGGUGGUGUUCUAAAGUAUGAUUUGACUCCAGAGCAUUGGCAAAGAAUUUCAAACAGUGAUAUUGGAAGAGUAGAACUAGUCUUGGAUCUGAAUACUAAUCCGAUUAUGCCCAUUCUAAGAUUUAGCUUUACAUAUCUGCCACAAUCUCUACAAAUUUGUUUUGCAUUUUGUGGCAUAUUCCCACAAGAUCAUAAGUUUGAUAAAGAUGAUUUAGUCCGAAUGUGGAUUGCAUUGGGUUUCAUUCAGGAAUCUUCUAUUGAAGGAGAGACUUUGGAAGAUAUUGGAGGAAGUGAAAUACGUGGUCCAGAUUUUUAUGAAAUUUCUGAAGCAUGGAGAAGGAUUCGUUUGUUGUUCAUACAGUGUCCACGGCAGAAAAAGAUGUCAGAGGCUUUUGAAAACUUGAAACAUCUUCGAUAUUUGAAUCUUACUGCAAAUCUCACUCAGAUGCCAAGAUCUCUAAGCAGUUUUUUUCAUUUGAGGUUCAUAAUCUAUGAAGAGUGUUCUUUGGAAUCUUGCUCUGAUAAUUUCUUGCCUGACAAUGUGAGUAAUCUUACUAAUCUGCGUCACUUGGGAUUGCCCCGGAAUGUGUUUUCUAGUGUACCUGGAAUUGGGAAAUUAAGGUCACUUCAAGAACUAAGUGAGUUUAAUGUUAAGAAUGAGAAUGGUUAUAGAAUUGGGGAGUUGAAAGAAAUGAGCGAGUUGCGCAAAUUAAAAAUAAAUGGUCUGGAAAAUGUGAACGAUGCUGCAGAGGCUCGCGAUGCAAAAUUAUGUGAAAAGAAAAAACUCACAGAUUUAUUCUUGAAAUGGAAGUCAGACAUGAGAGAUGGAAGCCUACAGAACAUUGUCAAUUCUGACUUAGAUGUGAAUGUGCUUGAAAAUCUUAAACCAUACAGAAAUCUAAAGAGAUUGUCCAUAGUUUCAUACAAGGGUAUAAGCGGUGCAAAAUGGAUGUACGAUGCACGUUUGAUCUCCAAUCUGGAGCACAUCAGUCUGGCU
Messenger RNA from Phalaenopsis equestris, 1614 nucleotides. RefSeq names its product putative disease resistance protein At3g14460. The transcript is spliced from 2 exons. Gene Ontology annotation, biological process: defense response to other organism. Gene Ontology annotation, molecular function: ADP binding. Lineage: Eukaryota; Viridiplantae; Streptophyta; Magnoliopsida; Asparagales; Orchidaceae. The record is from RefSeq and is a predicted model, not a curated record. The annotation marks the transcript as partial.